Molecule: messenger RNA, 1663 nt
Organism: Eucalyptus grandis
Lineage: Eukaryota; Viridiplantae; Streptophyta; Magnoliopsida; Myrtales; Myrtaceae
Product: GABA transporter 1
Exons: 7
Coding region: 164-1558 (464 amino acids)
Cellular component (GO): plasma membrane
Source: RefSeq, a predicted model, not a curated record
ACAUGCCCCUGCCUAUAUAAUUUCGUCAUUAUUCUUCACGAUCGCUCGCUGCCUCGCUCGGUUUCAUCUUCCUUUUCUCCUCUGAGAAUCCCUCUCUGCACACCCGCAUAGAGAGAGAGAGAGAGAGAGAGAGAGAGAGAGAGAGAGAGAGAGAGAGAGAGGGAUGGGGACUCUGGGACCGAGAUCGGUGGUGGGCGUCCAAGAAGAAGAUGAUGCGGGAGGAGUAGUGCUUCCGCCGCAAGAUCACCAUCAGAAGGAGCUCGACGCUGGCGCUCUCUUCGUUCUCAAAUCUAAAGGCUCAUGGCUUCACGCUGGAUACCAUUUGACCACGUCAAUCGUGGCACCAGCUCUUCUGAGCCUUCCCUAUGCUUUCACCUUACUUGGAUGGGUGGGCGGGAUCAUUUGCUUGAUCAUAGGAGCGCUCGUGACCUUCUACUCCUACAACCUCAUAUCACUCGUCCUGGAGCACCAAGCCGAGAUGGGCAAUCGGCAUUUGCGGUUCAGAGACAUGGCUCACGACAUCAUGGGGCCGAGAUGGGGGAAGUUUUACGUCGGUCCAAUCCAAUUCAUGGUCUGCUAUGGUGCUGUCGUUGCUUGCACCCUUCUGGGAGGGGAAUGCUUGAAGACGAUCUACUUGCUGUCCAAGCCAGAUGGGACGAUGAAGCUUUAUGAGUUCGUCAUAAUAUUCGGGUGCUUGAUGUUAGCCCUAGCUCAAAUACCAUCCUUCCACUCGCUCAGGCACAUCAAUAUGGUGUCCUUGGUUUUGUCCCUUCUCUACAGUGCUUGUGCCACUGGCGGCUCCAUUUACAUCGGGCUUUCGUCCAAGGGGCCCGAGAAGGACUAUUCCUUGGUAGGGGACACUACAAGUCGCACCUUCGGCAUCUUCAAUGCCAUUGCCAUUAUAGCAACGACAUAUGGGAAUGGGAUUAUUCCUGAAAUUCAGGCCACGUUGGCGCCUCCAGUGAAGGGGAAGAUGUUCAAGGGGCUGUGCGUGUGCUACGCCGUGGUCGUGGUCACUUUCUUUAGCGUCGCAAUCUCCGGUUAUUGGGCUUUCGGCAACCAAGCAGAAGGGCUUCUCCUCAGCAACUUCUUGGUUGACGGGAAGGCGCUGCUUCCGAAAUGGUUCAUUUUGAUGACCAACAUGUUCACCAUUCUCCAAUUGUCAGCUGUUGGUGUAGUUUAUCUGCAGCCUACUAAUGAAGUUCUCGAGAAGACGUUCGCAGACCCCAUGAGUGCGGAAUUCUCUACACGAAACGUCAUACCUCGCCUGAUCUCUCGGUCGCUAUCAGUCAUUGUGGCAACAACAAUAGCAGCAAUGCUCCCCUUCUUUGGAGACAUCAAUUCUCUGAUUGGAGCAUUCGGAUUCCUGCCUCUCGACUUUGUCUUGCCCGUGGUCUUCUACAACUUGACGUUUCAGCCAUCAAGACGAAGCCUCAUUUUCUGGCUGAACAUCACUAUUGCCGUAGUGUUCUCGACAGUGUCGGUUAUUGCAGCUGUUGCGGCGGUUAGGCAAAUAGCCAUCGACGCGGAUACGUACCAGUUAUUUGCUAAUGUGUAAACAGAUGUAUAUUGUUCUCCGAAGCUGGUUCAAUUAUAAUAAUGCAGAUAUUAGCCCCCGUUCAGUGAAACCAGGACACCAAUUAGUCCGCCACUCACACCGAAA